Messenger RNA from Triticum aestivum (bread wheat), 1262 nucleotides. RefSeq names its product receptor-like cytoplasmic kinase 185. The transcript is spliced from 3 exons. Bases 1 to 807 code for a protein of 268 amino acids. Gene Ontology annotation, biological process: protein phosphorylation. NCBI's taxonomy places the organism in Eukaryota, Viridiplantae, Streptophyta, Magnoliopsida, Poales, Poaceae. The record is from RefSeq and is a predicted model, not a curated record. Gene Ontology annotation, molecular function: ATP binding; protein kinase activity.
AUGGGUGGUUCCAGCUGCUUCCUCUGCCUGGGGGCAAGGAAGGAAGUCCCACCGCCUCCCCGGGCCGAUCCCCACAGCAGCAGCAGCGUCGCCGCCACCGCGGCACGGACCUUGGCCUUCGACGAGCUCGCGGCGGCGACCAGGAACUUCAGAGACGACUUCCGCAUCGUUCGGACUUCUUUCGCAUAUCGGUCUCCGGGCCAAGCACUGCUAGACUGGAACACAAGGAUGAACAUAGCUGCCGGCGUGGCCAAGGGUUUAGAGUAUCUCCACGACAAAGGUGUGGUGUACCACAUAUUCAUGAGCAGCUCGGACGUCUUGCUCGGAGAAGGCAACCACCCAAAGUUGUCCCAAUAUGGACUGGCAGACCUUGGUCGGCUAGUUGCGGAUGAUGAUGAGAAAUUGUGUAUUGAUUUCACCAGAACCGCUGCAAUUGCCCCCGAGACAAGAUUUAAAGGGAAGGCGACCAUGGAGUCGAACGUGUACAACUUUGGCGGCGUGCUGCUGGAGUUAAUCACAGGGAGGAGGCCCGUCGACCCCACCCGGGCCAUCGCCGAGGAUUGCAACCUUGUCAUAUGGGCCACACAAUUGAUGGACAGGGGCCAGUUCCGCCGGAUGGCAGAUCCAGCACUGCAGGCCCGGUAUCCGUCCAUGGAUUUGCAAGAGGCACUGGAAGUUGCUUCCAUGUGCAUCCACGAAGAGCCGGCCAUGAAAUCCCCCAUCGGUGCCGUCGUCGCAGCUCUGUCUCGCCUUGCCGCCUACGACAAUCAUCCACCUGAAUCUUCACACCAUGCGGCGCUUCGUUAACCUACGGAGAAACGACGUACGUCGACGUCAUCUCCGGACGCAUCGAUCAUAUCAAUCAAGUUAUAUUACUUGUUUGUUGUGAUUGUGACUCUGUUGCUUGUUGACGAAUAACAAGUGCCUGACCUGCAUAGUAUUAGGCUGUUCAUCACAAUCCUAGGUAAAAACAUGCACAGGUUGAUUGGCCGGUGUUAAUGGAUUUAUCUUGGUUCUAGAGGUGGAAAUGUGUGUACUGCAUAAGCAAGAUCGGAAAGUUUCAGCUGAACCGAUCCACACAGUGUGGAAGGCACAAUUAGUAGUCUUUCUUUUCUUUCUUUUUUUGCGGGGUACAAUUAGUACUCUUUCUUUUUAUCAUAAUGUGGUACUCUCUCCAUUUCUUUUUAGUCUGCAUAUUAAAUUUAGUCAAAGUCAAUUUUUGUAAAGUUUGACUAAGUUUAUAUUAAAAUAUAUCAAACUAA